AUGGAGAAAGCAUUGGUGAAAGUCGGAAGCAUCAAAGCUAAAGCAGGAAGCUAUUGGAUUUCAAAAAAAGCUAAACAGGAGUUGUCCAACAUCUCCGAUGACCUAACUACUUUAUCAAGUACUGUUGAAGAGAAGGCAAAAUGGAUUUUUAACAAGCUCAAAGGAAAACCGGAGAAGUCCUUGCCGGAGCUCCUCCGUGAGUUCAACUUACCACCGGGUCUUUUCCCUGACAACAUAGUAUCUUAUGAAUUUGAUGAAUCAAAGGGAAAACUAGUGGUGCAUUUGCCCUCAGCUUGUGAGGUAAGCUUCAAGGACUCAUCUGUCAUAAGGUACGCCACUCGAGUGAAAGCCAUUUUGUUGAGGGGAAAGUUGAGUAACAUUGAAGGAAUGAAAACGAAGGUGUUGGUAUGGGUCAAAAUCACAAAUAUUGCAGUUGAAGGUUAUCGAUCAGAUAAGGUCUGGUUUACUGCAGGAGUUAAAAGAUCUAAGCCUAAAGAUGCUUAUGAAAUUCCUAGCGUUGCCAUUCGAUGUCAAGAAUUUUGAAAACUGGAUCAAUUUGACCUUAAAUUUUCUACUUUCUGUUUGGAUUUGUGUUGCUUCUUACAAGUUUCAUUUUAUACAUAUUGAUAUUAUUAUUAGUAAAGAAAUAUAAAU
Messenger RNA from Lactuca virosa, 654 nucleotides. NCBI's taxonomy places the organism in Eukaryota, Viridiplantae, Streptophyta, Magnoliopsida, Asterales, Asteraceae. The record is from the annotation of a GenBank genome assembly.